Messenger RNA from Dermacentor albipictus, 3164 nucleotides. RefSeq names its product beta-mannosidase-like. The record is from RefSeq and is a predicted model, not a curated record. Gene Ontology annotation, molecular function: beta-mannosidase activity. Lineage: Eukaryota; Metazoa; Arthropoda; Arachnida; Ixodida; Ixodidae. Gene Ontology annotation, biological process: glycoprotein catabolic process.
AAGCAGUUAAUUAGAACACGAGCGAAGACGACAAAGAAGAAGAAUGGCGUGCCUUGUUAAAAUUGCCUGCCUCCUUAUCACUGCUAAUAACGCGCUGGGAUUCGAACGCUUUUCGCUGAAUGGGCGGUGGACCGUCAGCAGCAGCAAUGGAUCAAUAACCGUACCGAGCACCGUGCCUGGCGGGAUAUACACGGAUCUCAUGAUGGCGGGCAUAAUAAACGAACCGUAUUACGGCGACAAUGAUCUCGAGUACGAAUGGGUUGGUCAAGAGAACUGGACAUUCUACAGAAGCUUUCAAGUUCCCUUGCACAUUUUCCGUUACCACGCUAUAACACUCGUCGCUCACGGCAUCGACACUGCCUGCAAGGUGACACUGAACGGCAUUGACGUACUCAGAACGAGCAACAUGUUCGUCCGCUACGAAGUCGGCGUGAAAAUCACGCUUAGGAGAAACAACACCAUCGUGGUGAGCUGCGAGUCGCCGGUGCUGUACGCCCUUCGCAAGCACAUGGAGCGACAUGAGUCACGCUCCGUGUGGCCGACGUGUCCCCCACCGGAGCAGAGGGGGCAGUGUCACGUGAACAUGAUCCGCAAGAUGCCGUGCUCGUUCGGCUGGGACUGGGGGCCUUCGUUCCCCUCCACCGGAAUCUGGAAACCGAUUGAACUAGAGGCCUACAACGGAGCUGCUAUUCGAGAUGUUACUGUGACGACGACACUACAAUGGACGAAUGACGGAGUGGACAGAUGGGCCAUCGAAGUCGGCGUGUUCUUCACGCUGUUUCGACAUGCACCAGAAACGGGCACCAUAUUGAUUAGCCUGGAUGACAUCUUGUUGCGCACUACAGAGGUGAACUUCAUGAAUCUUAAAAAGCGCAACCUACUGUUUGCAGAUUACAGUGGAAUGGCGAAAAUUGCCGUGGGCAUCCCAGACACUAUAGCAAUAGAGCGCUGGUGGCCGACCGGCUACGGAAGUCAGAAGCUGUACCAGCUCAACGUGACCAUGUCUGUCAGCGGCGACCUGUGCGACAAGAUCAUCAAAUUUGGAUUUCGCACCGUCGAACUCAAGGAAGAUGCUAUCGACGAUAACGGCGCGGAGUUCUACUUUAAUAUCAAUGGUGUGCCAAUAUUCGCCAAAGGGAGCAACUGGAUUCCACCGGACAUCUUUCUGGAAAGGGUUAGGGAAGAGUACGUCAGAGAGCUGCUGCAAUCCGCCAAGGAUGCCAACAUGAACAUGAUUCGUGUGUGGGGCGGCGGCAUUUACGAGAGUGACUACUUCUAUUCCCUGGCGGAUGAACUUGGGAUUCUGGUCUGGCAGGACCUGAUGUUCUCUGUCAGCCUCUAUCCUGCAGAUAAUGCCUUUCUUCGCAGUGUUGCCUUUGAAGUGAAGCAACAGGUUCGUCGUCUUCAGCACCAUCCGUGUCUGAUCGUAUGGGCUGGCAACAACGAGAGCGAAAAUGAUUUCGUCAGUGAGAUAUGGGGACCUAUGUUCUCCCUUUUGGACGACUAUCGGAAACUGUUCGUGUACACCGUUAAGGCAGUUAUCGAACGAGAGGAAAGGUCCCGUCCGUUCCUCUCUUCGUCUCCAAGCAACGGCAGGGACGGCACCCCUUUCUUGCUGAACACUUCAGACCCGAGACAGUUGCGCCCGAACGAAAAAGACAUUUGGGCGCGAGGCUUGCCGAACAGCGAAAUACGUGGCGAUGUGCACUUCUACGAAUACUGGCAAAGUGGCUGGGAUCCGUCGGUUUACCCCAUUGCCCGGUUCGUGAGCGAGUUUGGUCUGCUUUCAUACCCGUCUGCUGAGACCAUGCAGAAAGUAUCGCCGGACUCGACGCUCGUGUUCCCAUUCUCGCCGUUCAUCAACGCUAGACAGCAUCACAGCGGAGGUUAUGAAGAAUUAAUUAUAGCGCUUCAGAUCCAUUUUGACAUAUUGAAACGUGAUUUAAAUAUCAGCGGCACAGAGGAGGGAUACAUCAUGGUGUCAUAUUUGAGCCAAAUUGUGCAAGCCGAAGGCGUCCGCACCGGUUGCGAGUCGUUCCGGCGUUGGCGCAGCUACCUCGACCAGGACGGCCGCGGCCACACCAUGGGCGUUCUUUUCUGGCAGCUCAACGAUAUCUGGCAGGCCCCGUCCUGGUCUUCCAUCGAGUACGGUGGUCGCUGGAAAAUGCUGCACUACUUCGCCAAGAAGUUCUUCAGUCCUGUGCUCGUGUCACCGUUUAUAGAUGGAAGUGAUCUUCGCGUAUUCGUCGUCAACGACAGACUUCUUCCGUUGCGACAUGUUUCGCUCAGCAUUAUUGUGCAACAGUGGACGUCGUUCAUUCCUUCCCAUUUGAUGGGAUUUAGGCUCACAGUGCCCGCUGCCAGCUCUAUGGACGCAGUCAAGAUAGAUUUGGAGUACCUGUGGAAUAACAGUUCGUGCUCAAAGGUCGAAUGCUUCUUGUGGUUCACGCUCGAAGACCCUUCGACCGAUUUUCCGCUCGCGCCAGAGGCCUACGUGCUGCCCGUCCAACCUGGCGACGCGCUACUGAGACAGGCGACGAUAACGGUGUCGUCCGUAACGGGACCAUUUUCUUCCGACCUGGAGCCAAGUGUGUACAAGUACAACGUGGAGCUUCUCACGGACAACGUGGCGCUCUUCGUGUGGCUCGACGCGCAGGCUCUGAGCGGUCGCUUCUCCGACAACGGCUUUCUCCUGAAAGAAUCCGCCAAGGUGGUCCAGUUUAGGACACCCGACAGCGUGACCCCCGAGCAGCUUCAAGGAGCCAUAGUUAUCUACAGCGUCUCGGAUUGCACGGUUAAGCCAGAAUGCCCUCCUGGCGUCCCCAGAAACGGGACGCUCGCCGACCCGCGACAAACUGCGUUCGGCAACGAGCGCGAAACGCUUGCGUGAAAGGCGGGAAGGAAAACGUGUGUGCUUAGAUGGUGCACGUUUCUAAAAAUAACGUUCUUUUAAAAGUAAUUUACGCGAUUUCUAUUACUUCGAGGUGCAAGUAGUGGUGAUAUUCGUUCAUGUUAGUUGAGAAAAAAAUCGAUCGCAUGAAUAACGAGUCCGUUUCUUUGCUCAGUUUGCUUGCCUCUGCGUACUUGGCAGAUGUCGUCGUCGUCGUCGUCGUCGUCGUCGCUGUUGUUGUUGUUGAUGUUGUAGCCUGUCACACGUGUGGCUC